Molecule: messenger RNA, 2156 nt
Organism: Exophiala mesophila
Lineage: Eukaryota; Fungi; Ascomycota; Eurotiomycetes; Chaetothyriales; Herpotrichiellaceae
Exons: 5
Coding region: 1-2103 (700 amino acids)
Source: RefSeq, a predicted model, not a curated record
AUGCUUCAUUUUACCACUCUAUUUCAGUCAUUGAUCGCAUCGAUCCUGCUCACAGAACAACGGGCACAUGCAACAUAUAUUCCAAAUGAACUGGAGCGUGGCCUGGUCCAUCCUCGCCGACAAUAUGUUGGAGACUGCUCUUUGGAUGUUACAGUGACAAAAGUGUUCAUUCUGAUCCCUAUUCAUAUCAACUAUUAUGCCACAGCAAAUACAACUCUCCAAGUACAUGACUAUCUGACAUUACAUGUCGACAAUGCACCCACUACGAUCAAUGCCAUAUACACGGGAACCAGUGUGUCGUACGUCAAGCAGUCAACCACGACUACAACGAGCACAGCUAUCCCUACGAUCAAUAUUUCGCAGUUUAGCUACGUCACUGGGUAUACAUUUCUCCUGUCACUUUCAGCUGUCGAAGGUCAUCAAAGGCGAAGUUAUGGAAAGAAGAAUAAACGGCUGCGAAAGCGACAGAAUCCCAUAUAUCUUGGUGGAUCAGGCCAGGUCACCAACAGUUGUCAGAAUGCCGUAGUGUACAACCUCCUCAACGGGCAGCUAUUUGCAAACACCAGCUCUGGCGCGACCCAAUAUGGCACCACUGCUGGCACGAUCUAUGCGAAUUUCACUCCCAGUGCGAGCCCUGGGGACAUCACCAGCACCUUCUCCGUUGAUUCUCAAAAUAACCUCCUGUGGUCACAUCCUGACUUCUAUAACAACUUUGCCCGGUUUUGUGUCCUCGAGGACAACACGAUCGUGGCUGUCUUUGGAGAGCCGUCCCUUGCUCCUUCAAAUUGCGUGUUUGUCCUUUUGAGCAUGACUAGGGUUAGCACCUGUGCUGGUGGAGCCGGAAGACCUCAAGUGAGCGGGCCACCAGGUCCUCAAGGAAGUCCAGGUUUGUCCUGUCUCGAAACCACGUAUGCGACACAACUAACUAUAUCUUAUGCCCCACUGGAUCGCAAGGAGAACCAGGUUUGUAUUAAUGAAUUUAUGGAGAAGUCUACCGCUGAUUUAACCUUAGGCCCUUCGGGACCUCGAGGAGAAACUGGACCAACUGGCUCUCCCGGACCCCAGGGCUACGCUGGACCUCAAGGCGACCCAGGACCACAGGGACCAGUGGGACCGCAAGGGGAUCCUGGACCUCAAGGCGCCACAGGAGCACAAGGAGAGACAGGAGCCACGGGGGCCACUGGACCUCAAGGUUUGAUCGGAGCAACUGGAGCAACUGGGCCGCAAGGCUCUCCUGGACCUCAGGGUGCAGUUGGGCCCGCUGGGCCACAAGGAUCGCCUGGCGCCACUGGGGCAACUGGACCCCAAGGUGAGACUGGAGCGACUGGAGCCACAGGUGCGACCGGUGCAACUGGACCACAAGGAGCGCCUGGACCGCAAGGCCCGCCUGGACCGACAGGUGCAACUGGUGCUACGGGAUCUCAGGGUGGAACUGGAGCGCAAGGCUCACCAGGAGCGACUGGACCACAAGGAGCUGUUGGGCCACAAGGCUCGCCUGGAGCAACCGGAGCGACAGGGGCGACCGGCUCAACUGGACCUCAAGGGGCGCAAGGAGCGGCUGGACCGCAAGGAGUACCUGGACCACAAGGCUCGCCGGGAGCGACAGGUGCAACUGGGCCACAAGGUUCGACCGGCGCAACUGGAGUGCAGGGCGUAGCAGGACCACAAGGACCACAAGGACCACAAGGACCACAAGGACCGGCAGGGCCAGCAGGAGCAACGGGGCCGCAGGGAUCAGCGUCAAUACAGUUCGCAUAUCUUGGGUGCUACGCGCAAACCUGCUCUCCCAAUGCGGCGGCGUGCUCGCUAGGGUACUAUGGCCUGGAUGACAAGACGACAGCGGGCGGGUAUCUCACAACGUAUCCUGGCUCAAGCACACAGAACAUUGCAUCGCAGUGUGCCAAUGCUUGCAUGAGUCGCGGGGAUCGAAAUUUCUUUGGGACAGUGCAGAACGGUACGACGCAAGGAGACUGCUAUUGUGGAAUUAAAAUCACCUCGCCAUCUUCGCAGGUGGUCGACAAUUGCGUCGCUUGUAAUGGACAGAAUAUUGGGCAGUGUGGGAGGGCGGGCAUGGCGAUUGCGGUGUAUGCGAGGGCUUUUUGAGGACGAGGAGGUGCGGUGCACCUUAUUUUUCAUUCCAUAGAUGAAAUCUAUUC